Messenger RNA from Saccostrea cuccullata (small rock oyster), 5398 nucleotides. RefSeq names its product reversion-inducing cysteine-rich protein with Kazal motifs-like. Gene Ontology annotation, biological process: extracellular matrix organization. The record is from RefSeq and is a predicted model, not a curated record. The transcript has 23 exons. Lineage: Eukaryota; Metazoa; Mollusca; Bivalvia; Ostreida; Ostreidae. Gene Ontology annotation, cellular component: plasma membrane. Gene Ontology annotation, molecular function: protein binding; metalloendopeptidase inhibitor activity. The coding region runs from base 136 to 3003 and encodes 955 amino acids.
AGGGAACAGCCAUUGUAUCGCUAUACACGGAAAGCACAUUGCUAAAAGAUCGGUUCGCGAAAAUGUUCAGUGUUGAUAGUUAUACGAAGGGAGUAAGAUGCGUGAAUAUCGAGUGCAUAUUGUGAAUUUACCGACAUGAUUGUGUAUAUAUUAUUCUCCAUAGGGCUAAUAUCACACGUUAGUUGCAAAGCCCCUCAAUGUUGCAGCACAGUAAAGGACGAGGAGUGCCGAACAGCCUGUUCUACGCUGACCACAGCUGGAAACCAAAGAAAACAAAUGGAACAUCUGCUGGAUGUGUCCAAGAGUUGUCAUGGAGAUCAGAUUGAGUUCUGGCAGUGUGUCAAUCAAACAAUAGAAGUUGUCCACUCUUUGGCAGUGUGGUCAGGACGACCUUGCUGUGACCUUGCCAAAAGUCGCGUCUGUGAACAGGCCUGUAGAGAAGCUAAGUCUCAAAGUGAUGUCAAAAAGGCAUGCAUGGAGAGCUUAGAAACCGACCUGUACGAAUGUGUCAAGAAACAAAGAGAGGGUGAAAUAUGCUGCAGCAGUGGAGAGGACUACAGUUGUCGUAUUACUUGUCAGGGCACCUACCUCGCUAACUAUAACCGUAAAAAUCAGCGCCACACGCUGAGGACUCAGUGUAGAAGCACUAACACUAUCAUGCAGUGUGUUAUCAGUAAUGUGGAUGAUUUCAAAGUCAUCAAACUCAUAGAUCACCUACCCUGCUGUUACCAGAUAGAGAACCCGCGAUGUCGUGAAACGUGCGAGAGAACACUGUCCACCAUGAAGAACCAGGAGGAAAUAGCAGGGAAACUAGAAAAUGUCUGUGGACCUAUUUUCCCUCAGCAUCCACCUUGGAGUUGUUUUCUAUCUCAACCACCUCACAAAAAAGUAGAAGAAAUCACCAUGGACUACGCCAGACUACAGUGUUGUUCUAAAGCCAGCAAUGACCGCUGUAGAACUCUCUGUACCAGUACGUACAGCAGUGAUUGGCAGAGCCACUACUCGGAGUUCCAGUCCAGCUGUCAGGAUCUGACUUUACCUGUGUCUAGGAUGGAGGCCCCAAUGCUCACCUGUAUAACAGACGCUUAUGAACCUUGUAAGUUGGGAUGUGAUGGUAUGGAAUUUUGUACCAACUUUAACAAUCGCCCGACAAGUCUGUUCCGCGCUUGCUCCAAGCAGUCUGAUAAUGCGGCCAAGGCGGAGUUUCAGAGUUGGCUGGUGACAAAGCGCCCCCUCUCUCCCCAGCUUCAGAUCCCCGUCAAAGAUAUCAACAGCUGUGAGCCAGAGAUGUGGAAAGCCAUCGCCUGUGCCAUGCAGGUCAAACCCUGUGGACGUAAACCGGCAUCCUUUGUCAUUUGCAGGGAUGACUGCGAGUACCUGCUGAACAAGUGUCUGAACACCUCGGCUAUCCACCCCUCCCAGUCCGUCAGUCACCUGUGUAAGCUCCUGUCUCCAGACGACACCGCCAGGUCCUGUAUCUCCAUCAAACAGUUCACAGAGCGGAGCCCAUUCAGUGACUACCCCACCACAGAGCUGACCUCCCCCUGUAACCCAAACCCGUGUGGUGCCGACGAAGUCUGCUGGAACAACCACCGAAAAUGUCACCAUCCAGAGAACUGCCCCGCUUACGUGUGUCACAAAGCUUGCUCUAUGGGUAUAGAUUCCGCUAUGGCAGUACCUAAGCAUGUGUAUGUCAGGAUUCCCACCACCUCGGUCGGUGACAGUAAAUCAGACGGCUGUGUCAAACAACAGAUCUGUCGCUGUGGCAACAAGAAGCUGGAAAACUGCAGGAGUAUUCCCUGUACCAAACAGGACAAGUGUCAUCUGGGGGGUGCACAAGGGGGAAUCAGUAAAAAUCACGGGGAACAUUUCCGUAUUGACUGUAAUUUCUGUAUCUGCCACUCGGGAGAAUUAGUUUGUACGAAAGGUCGCUGUCCGUCGGGAAAUGACGACUCCACUCUGACCGGACUGUCCUGUGAUUGUUCACACAAUUAUCACCCAGUGUGUGGGGACAACGGGAAAACCUACCCCAACGCAUGCCUGGCCAAACGUUGUGGAGGCCUGAGAUCUGAUCAGAUUCGCCAAGGAGCUUGUAGGUUGUCUGAUCCAUGUCGGGAAAACCCUUGUGGAAACAGCUUCAGGUGUUUACCUAAGCCUCAGGUGUGUUUACACAUUGCCAGGGAAAGCUGUCUGCAGUAUGAAUGUGUGCCCCACGGUGUGAAGUGUAACGCGCACUAUCACGACCCAGUGUGUGACACAGAGGGAAUGGAACAUUCUAAUGCCUGUCUGUUACUGAAAAAAGGGAAAACUCUAGCCUACAGGGGGCACUGUCAGACCCACUGUGCGACCACCUCCCCUGUUUGUGGACAUGACGGGGAGACCUACGGCAGUCAGUGUCAGGCUCUAGCGGCCCGCGUCACCGUGGACUACCAGGGGCCCUGCAGGGUGGUGGGACAUUUCUCAGGAAACAUGUCCAGUGGACCGUGUCCUGGAGUUACCUGUGACCCAGUUCUACCUCGGCAGUGUAAACCCAUCCUACCCCCGGGGGCCUGCUGUCCUGUCUGUGCUGCGGAGUUACGGGUCCUGUACAAGCCGGAGCUGGCGGAGAUGGUUUCCCGGGAGAUGAUGACCGGUCCACUCAGCGUCCAGCAGACAGUGGACAUUCUGUCACACAACCUGGAAAUCCUCGAGUGUGAUGUGUUCGGAUUCCUGGGAGUGGACCAAUCAGAAGUCGUCAUCUUAAUUAAACCAGUGACAGCCACGCCCACUAUGUUACAGGUACAGGCCUGUAUACGUGAGGCUGAGAGGAUAGAGUAUCUAGUACAGACAGACAGUCCGCUCCUCAAGGCCUACGCUGCUCUCACCCCGUUCCUCCUAGCCCCUAUGAGGGCCCCCAGGACAAUAGCGGUGUCCAGGGGUGGGGCUGUGACCCCCUCUGUGCCUCUUUUAUCUGUGUUAGUUUUACUGACUCUGUUUACCUUAAGGACGUUUAGCAGGUCAUGACACAUAGGAAGCUGCAGUGUCAGGAAUUAUUGACGAUUUAUUUUGACUGAUCAUGACGACCUAUCCCCAAAAUUGAUAAUGGUUGGUCACUGUGUAAAGACGUAUCUUUGUCAGAGGAAUGUGUUCAUAAAGACUGGAGGAUGAACAAUGGUGAGGACAUCAUCCAAGGAAGAAAACUUGGAUAGGAAAGGAGGCGUGAAGAUUUCAGAAGAGGAAACGAGAAAAGGGUGAAGACCCAAGUUUCAUAAAGUUGAAGUCAGUUUUCAUUAGUUCAUAUUGGAAGCAGUUUAAGAAGAUCUAAAACUGCUUUAACAGGAAAUUGGAGAAUACUUUUGCGCUAUUUAUGUUUUUGUGGUCAGUUCUUCAUAAUUGUGUGGUGAUUUUUAUUGGCCAAAUUUUUGACUGUGAUAGCCAAUCAGUGCUGAAGAAGACAAACAGAUUUUGAUUGGUUAGUAAGAAUGGCAUGUAGAGAUUUGAUUGGAGAAUGAUGAUUUUGGUGUCCAAUCAGUAUUAUUCUUUGAGACGAUUUAGUUGAGUGUUUGGUGCUAUAAAUUUAUAGCUUUACAAAUGAUCAACAGCAUUUAUAACUAUCUCUAAAACUCAGUUUUUAUAUUUUUUCAUUUUGCAGUAUAAAUCGGUUUGUAGAAGGAAAUUUUUUUCCCCACAUGUAUGAUUCUGAAUUAUUUAGUAUUAUAUACAAAUGAAGACAUUUUCCUGUGUAGCAUUACAUCAUGUUAUAUUUAUUACAUUAUACAUUUGUAUAUUAACAAAAUGCCAAAGACUUUCAUAUUUAACUUUUUAUGCUUACACAAAUUUCAAAUUUUUAUCUUCUUCAAAAAAUAAGACACAAAACAGAUACAGCAUUUUCCUUUGAGGAUUUUUUAUUUUUGUUUUGUGUUUUUUUAAUGCCAUGUAAUUCGUAAUCUCAGUAUAUUGAUGGGACAGAAUCUCGCGCGCAGUAUGAAAAAACAAGAGAGAUGGAUGUGUUUCAAUACUCAUGACUCUCGGACACUUUUAAUCUUGUGAGGCAUCAUCAUUUAUUUUCUGUAUUUUGUGUAUGUAGAUGUGUUUGUAUGAAAAGUGCUAAAGGUAGAGUCAAGGAGACUCAACAGUAUUCAUUAUUUAUAUUAAUAAGUAGACAAAAUCAGAGAGAGAGAGAAAGGGUGUCAUGAUCUAUUUUGUAUUAAUGUGGAUAUUUUUGUAAUUCACUGUAGAAAUCUUUUUUUGUCUGUAUUUUACUAUAUAUGUAAUAUAGAAUGUGAAGCAUUGUUGUAUGUUUAUACUUGAAAGAAAGGAAUCAUAUAAUAUUUGUACAUGUGUGUGACUUAAUUUGGAUAAAGUUAUGUUUGUUAAGUAAUUUGUAUGAUUAUGAUUGUGUUUGUUUUGUAUGGUAUGUUUGUCUGGGCUGUAAGUAUGGUGAAAAACAGCAUUCUACAAAUCUGGCGGCCUCUCUAAAAAGUGGACGUGACAUACCCUUGUCAUAUUCCCUUGUUAAUUGGGGGCAGCCAUUUUGUAUUUUGAUAAUCAGUAUUUCUAGUCAAGGUUAACUGAUGACAUAGUGAUGGUAUUCUUUUCCUUCAUAUUUUUUAUGUUAGGUACAUGUGAUCUAUUUAUAAAUAAAUAUUUAUCUUUUUCAUGGCAAUUUCUGACUUGGAUGAAAAAAAUCUCUUAAGGUGGAAUGACCCUCUAAUCAGGAAAGAUAACUCUGUUUUUAGAUUUUAGUCAAAUAUAACUCUAAUGUUGAGGAAAUAUGUUCCAUUACUACAAUUACUUCAUUUACUACAUUUUUAACUUCAAAAAGGAUUAUUUUUACAUAACACAGAAUUUGUUGAAAAUUCCUUUUUAUUUUCAACUUAAGUUGUUUCAGCUUCAUCUCAAUCUUCCAUCAUCAUUUAGGAAGAUCCCAUCGAAAUUUGAUUAAGUGAGCAGAGGGGAUUCUUCUGUUUUUUUAUCUUUAAAGAUAUAUUUGUUUCACUCACAUUUAAUGAGUUCCAAAGGUAGCUAAUUAAUGGCAUUUAUGUACUAGUAAAUUGAUAUUUACAUGAUUUUAGCAAAAGCUUUAAUUUUUGAAUCACGCUUAAAAACUUCAAUAAUGAGAAUCUGACAGAACUAAUUUCUUCUACAUUCAAGAUUGAAAAUGUAAAAAAUUUCUUCUAUGUAUGUCUUAAUCAAUUGUUCACAUGUAUCACAUGACAUAAACAGCAUGGUCACAUGACAAUGGUCACAUGACAUUGUCAUGUUCAGUAUUACAGCCAAACAAGAGACAUUUUAUCAUUGUGUGCCUGAUUCUGUGUCUAUAUAUUUUGUGUAAGGCCAUUGUUUUUUUUUUUUAAAAUAUGUGCACGUAGUGCAUGGUGUUUGUUACAGAAAUUAAAAGAAAAUGUUAUUUUGUUAA